Molecule: messenger RNA, 1861 nt
Organism: Caenorhabditis elegans
Lineage: Eukaryota; Metazoa; Nematoda; Chromadorea; Rhabditida; Rhabditidae
Gene: parp-2
Product: Poly [ADP-ribose] polymerase 2
Exons: 5
Coding region: 11-1627 (538 amino acids)
Cellular component (GO): nucleus
Molecular function (GO): NAD+ poly-ADP-ribosyltransferase activity; NAD+-protein-aspartate ADP-ribosyltransferase activity; NAD+-protein-glutamate ADP-ribosyltransferase activity
Source: RefSeq, marked reviewed
CUAGACAGAAAUGUCUAUAAUCAACGACGAAAAUGGAAGAGGCUAUAAAGUACAUCUUUGCAAGACGAAUAUUGCACAGAACAACAAUAAAUUUUACGAUAUGGAAUUGUUGGAUGAGGGAGGUGAUUUCAUUGUGAAGCUUAUCAAUGGACGUAUUGGAUAUCGUGGUGUCACACAAUUAAAAGAUUUCGAUGACCUCGACAGAGCCAAGAAGUUCUUCGAAAGCAAAUUCUACGAGAAAACUCAUCUUCAUUGGGAAGAAAGAGACGAUGAACCGGUUCCCAAUAAAUAUGCAGUCGUUGAGUUGGCUACUAACGCAAGACAGACUGAAAAAGAAGUUAAAAAGGAGGAACCGGAACCUGAGCCGAAAGUUGAUGAGAAAAAUACACGUGGAAGGAAGAAAAGAGGAAUUGUUAAAGAAAAGAAAGAAAUCAAGAAAGAAGAGGAACCAGUUGAAGAAGUUAAUGAAAAGCUGAAGGAAUUGAUGAAAUGCAUCUGCGACGAAGAUGUUCAUCUGGGACUCUUGAAACAACUGAAAUUUAACGAAGCUUUUGGAAGACCAAUUGAUUGCCUCUCACUUGCCCAACUCACCACUGGAUAUGAAAUUUUGAGUAAGAUUGAGGAAUCGAUUGGAGGAAAAUCAGCUCGAAGAUCUACUCGUGGCCGGCCACGAGUAGCUGACCGUGUUCUUGCUGUUAAAUCCGAUGGUCCAUCUCUUCACGACAUCAACAAAUAUUAUUCUCUCAUCCCUCAUUCAUUUGGUUUCUGUGUUCCUCCAAAAAUUGAUUCUCAUGCUAAAAUUCAAGCUGAACGAGAGCUUCUGGAUGCACUGAAAGGAUCAAUUGAAGCAUCACUGGAACUGAAGGAUUUGAAAAAGACAGCAUCGUCGAAGGAUAUUUAUCAAAGACUUUAUGAGCGCCUCCCGUGCCAUUUGGAGCCAGUUUCGGAAGAAAUUGCAGGAAAAAUUGGAGACUGCUUGGCUAUGCGUGGACCCACUCAUUGUUACAAGCUUUCACUCAUUGAUGCAUUCGAGUUAAAGGAUCCAAAUGAAAUUCCAACUGAAGCUCCAGUUGAAGUUCAGGAAGUUCCGAAGAAGAGAGGACGAAAGAGCACAAAGACCGCUGCUCCAACUGUUCCACCACCAACUACAAAACGCCUUCUUUGGCACGGUACUCGUGUGACAAAUGUCUUCUCAAUCCUCAUGAAUGGACUUCAGUUCCCAGUUGGAGAUCGCUGUGGUCUGAUGUUCGGAAAUGGAGUUUAUUUCGCAAAUGUUCCAACUAAAUCCGCGAAUUACUGUUGCCCAGAGGCUUCAAAGAGAGUUUUCAUGCUUCUUUGCGAGGUUGAAACUGCGAACCCAUUAGUUCUCUACGAGUCAGAAAUUGACGCGGAUGAGAAAAUGGAAAAAGCGAAAAAGACGUCGGUUUAUGCAGCUGGAAAGCACACUCCAAGAGACACUGUUGAAAUCAAUGGAAUCCCGGCAUUCAAGUCAAAUCUUGAGACAAUCGAAGAAGAAACUCGUCUUCUCUACGAUGAAUAUGUGAUGUUCAACAAGGAACACUUCAAAAUAAAAUAUGUUGUCGAAGUGAAAGUGGAUCGUCUUACCGCUAAGGAAAUGAUGGCUUAAAUGCUAAUUUCUCAUGUAAUCUCUCACAUUUUAUCUGUUUCUACCUCUCCAUUUAAUUUUCUGAUCUGAAUUUGUCAAGCUUUUGUAACUUUUUUUAAACCUGUUAAUCCAAUGAUACUCCUCAUUUUUUUAAAAUCACAUUCCUGGAAUUUGUUUUUGCUCAAAAUCUCAUCUUUUUCGGUUUCACUUCAUUCAUUUUCUGCUCAUAUCAAAAAACAAAUGUAUUUUUGAAGC